This is a messenger RNA of Pseudozyma flocculosa PF-1, 660 nucleotides long. RefSeq lists its product as uncharacterized. The record is from RefSeq and is a predicted model, not a curated record. Lineage: Eukaryota; Fungi; Basidiomycota; Ustilaginomycetes; Ustilaginales; Ustilaginaceae. The coding region runs from base 1 to 660 and encodes 219 amino acids. Gene Ontology annotation, biological process: vesicle-mediated transport. Gene Ontology annotation, cellular component: membrane. The transcript is spliced from 6 exons.
AUGUCGCAGGGAACAGAGAGCCAGUUCCGCUCCCAACUCGCAGGCUUUCGAUGGGCACAAGGCCGCACGGAUGACUCGCCGGCCGGUAGGGCGGCGGCAUCGGCCAACUCGACAAACGCUGGCGGAGGCGGAGGCGGGUCGUACAUGUCGAUGUUGACCAACUCGAUCAGCGGCUACGUGCCCCUCCGCUCCGACCAGAGAACGAACGAGGAGGAGGCCUACAUCAGCCUUAGCCGCUGGGAACGGUUCCUCGGCUUCCUCGCCUGCAUAGCCGGGGCGGGCGUGUGCUUUCUCUUCUCCUUUCUCUUCCUCUCGCCGCCCAUCCUCGCCGUUCGGCCGCAGAAGUUUGCCCUGGCCUUUUCGUUGGGCAGUCUGCUCUUUAUGAUCGGGUUCUCGAUCCUCUCUGGACCCGUGGCGCACCUCAAGCACAUCCUCAGCAAGGAGAGGUUACCGUUCAGCGUAGCCUACUUUGGCUCGUUGGGCCUCACCAUCUACUUUGCCGUCGGACGGCGCUCCAUGAUCCCCACGCUCGUCGCUGCCAUCGUCCAGGUCGGCGCGCUACUCACCUACCUCGCCGCCUACUUUCCUGGAGGUACGACGACGCUGCGCUACGGCGGAAGCAUGUUGCUCAGAGGCGGUGCUUCGCUCCUGCCCAUCUGA